UGCUGCCCUGCCCUGCGUGAGCUCUCCUGCUGAGUCAUGGCUUGUGCUGGUCCAUUACUGAAGUACACACACCACGAGAUAGACUAUAUGUCGAGGACCUACAAAUGAGGCAUUACAGCAUGAAAUAGCCGCUCAUAGUAGGCUGUUUAUAUAAGGAAAGGACGCAGACGUGUAGGAGUGGCUGUCCUACAUCGCAAUGAUUGCUGCGGCUUUUUUGGUCUUAUUGAGACCCUUGAGUAUCCAGUGUGUAUUAUUGCUAUUAUUGCUUUUGGUAGGAACUGUCGCCGCGAUCGUGUUUCUCAGCUGCUGGCAUCGCAGGCUCCGUGAUGAGAAAAUUCCCAUAAAAUCGGUGCUCACGAGGCGCUCGAGGAGCCGAGCUGGUUUCCGGCCGCAUCAUUUUCGCUCUGAGGUAUGUCGUCACAGUCCACGUCAUGCGAGGAGAAGCGCACGCGCGCGCGUUUCUGAAGAGCAGCCGCUGAUCGAGAGCGAGCCGGACUCGAGCCUGAGGAAGCGCAGAGUGAAGAAGAGAGUCCAGCCAGACUUCUAUCAGUCCGUGCAGCUCACGCCAACACGCAAACCGAGCUCUGGGUCUGGCAACGCGUCCCUGCGCUGCUCUAUGUCUUCAUCGGCAGAUUUCUCCGAUGAUGAAGAGUACAGUGUGAAAUCUGGGUCGGUGUCGCCAGCACCGGGGGACACGUUACCAUGGAAUUUACCCAGACACGAGCGCUCGAAGCGGAAGAUCCAGGGAGGAUCCGUGCUCGAUCCCGCCGAGAGAGCGGUGCUCAGAAUCGCAGAUGAAAGAGACCGAGUCCAGAAAAAGACCUUUACAAAAUGGAUAAAUCAGCACCUCUUAAAGGUCCGAAAGCAUGUGAACGACCUGUAUGAGGAUUUGCGAGAUGGACAUAACCUUAUUUCCCUUCUGGAGGUGUUGUCCGGUGAGACACUGCCAAGGGAGCGUGAUUUUCUGAAGACGUUGCGGUUGCCGCGAGAGAAGGGCCGCAUGCGCUUCCACAGACUCCAGAAUGUACAGAUUGCCCUGGACUACUUAAAAAGACGGCAGGUGAAGCUGGUGAACAUCAGGAACGACGACAUAACGGACGGGAACCCAAAACUGACACUGGGAUUAAUAUGGACCAUAAUUCUGCACUUUCAGAUCUCGGAUGUCCACGUGACAGGAGAGUCCGAGGACAUGACAGCCAAGGAGAGACUUCUGCUGUGGUCCAAGCAGAUGACUGAAGGCUAUGUAGGUGUCCGCUGUGACAACUUCACUACCUCGUGGAGGGAUGGACGACUGUUCAAUGCUAUCAUUCAUAAGUACAGGCCCGACCUUGUUGAUAUGAGCAAAGUAUCGACACAAAGUAGCAGAUCCAACUUAGAACAAGCGUUUGGUGUGGCCGAGCAGCUUGGUGUGGCCCGACUGCUGGACCCAGAGGAUGUGGAUUUGUCAUCUCCGGACGAGAAGUCUGUCAUUACAUAUGUAUCAACAUUGUACGAUGUCUUCCCGAAAGUACCGGAGGGUAUGGAGGGCAUCAGUGCAAUUGAUGUGGACGUUAAAUGGGUGGAAUACCAGAACAUGGUGAAGUACCUCAGCCAGUGGAUCAAACACAAUGUGACUGUUAUGGCAGACAGAAAUUUCCCCAGCAAUCCCGUGGAACUUAAGGCACUUUAUACACAGUAUCUACAGUUUAAAGAGAAUGAAAUACCACCAAAAGAAAACGAAAAGGCCAAAAUCAAGCAUCUCUACAAAAUGCUAGAGGUGUGGAUAGAGUUCGGUCGCAUCCAGCUCCCUCAAGGGUACCAUCCUAAUGAUGUGGAGAAGGAAUGGGGCAAGCUGAUCGUGGCCAUGCUGGAGAGAGAGAAGAGCCUGAGGCCUGAAGUGGACAGGCUUGAAAUGCUACAGCAGAUUGCAAACAGAGUUCAGCGAGACUGCGUAGCCGGAGAGGACAAAUUAGCGUUAGCACGGACGGCUCUGCAGUCGGAUGCCAAACGGCUGGAAUCAGGAAUCCAGUUUCAGAAUGAAGCAGAGAUCGCUGGUUACCUUCUGGAGUGUGAGAACUUACUGAGGCAGCAAGUGGUGGACAUCCAGCUUUUACUGGACGGGAAAUUCUACCUCGCUGAUCAACUCGUUCAAAGGGUAUCUAAGCUCCGAGAUGAGCUGCUGGCUUUGAGGACAGAGUGUUCAACCGUCUACAGCAAAGGACGCACACUGACCUCAGAACAGACCAAGAUGAUGAUCUCUGGCAUCACGCAGAGUUUGAACUCAAACUUCAGUGCUGGACUGUCUCUGGCGCUCAGUCACGGAGGCCUGGUCACAUCGGGCGGCAGCCCUGCGAUGAGCCCGGCCAUGACACCCAGCAUGACCCCUGCCGCGGUCCAGACUUACCUCAGCGGCAGAGGAGGAGGAGGCAUGGAGCCCGCUGGCCUUCAGCAGCUCAAACACAUGCAGAUCCCCAAGCCCAUGCUCAAAUCCUCCUUCGUGGAUCCCAGCUUGAGCGAGGAUGAGGUUCAUAUGAAGUUUGUGCAGGAUCUGCUUAGCUGGGUUGAGGAAAUGCAGGUUCAGCUUGAUCAAGCAGAAUGGGGGUCUGAUCUAACGAGCGUUGAAUCAAAUUUAGGGAAUCAUAAAGAUUUUCACAAAGCCAUCGAAGAAUUCCAGAUGAGCAUCAAAGAAGCCAAAAUGAGUGAGAUUCAGAUGACCCAGCCGCUGAAGCAGAGUUACUCUGAGAAGCUGAAGAAGUUAGAAAGCCAGUACAGGAGGCUGCUGAAAUGCUCCGGUGAGAGGCAGAAACACCUGGACAGUCUGUAUGAUUUUGUAUCCCGUGCCACUCAGGAGCUGAUCUGGCUCAAUGAGAAGGAGGAAGAGGAAGUGGCUUUCGACUGGAGUGAGAGGAACAGUAAUGUUUCAAGGAAGAGGGAUUAUCAUGCAGAUCUCAUGAGAGAACUGGAUGACAAAGAGGAGGUGAUCAAGUCAGUACAGGAGAAGGCAGAGAGCCUCCUUCUGGAGAACCAUCCUGCCAGAUUGACCAUCGAGGCGUACAGAGCAGCCAUGCAGACUCAGUGGAGCUGGAUACUGCAGCUCUGUCACUGUGUGGAGCAACAUCUGAAAGAGAACGCUGUCUACUUUGACUUUUUCAGCGAAGCCAAAGAGUCAUUGGAUUACCUCAAGAGCCUCCAAGAUGCCAUCCACAGGAAGUACAGCUGCGAUCGAAGCAGCAGUUUACAUCGGCUCGAGGAUCUAAUUCAAGAGUCCAUGGAUGAGAAAGAACAGCUCCUGAAAUACAGCAGCACAGUGGGUGGGUUAGUGGGCCGGGCAAAGUCUGUUGUUCAGCUCAAAGCCCGUAACCCAGAGAACCCCAUCAGGACCUCCAUACCCGUCAAAGCCAUCUGUGACUACCGCCAGAUAGAGAUCACCAUUAGCAAAGAAGAUGAGUGUGUUCUAGUGAGCAAUUCUCACAGGGCAAAGUGGAAAGUGAUCAGCCCAUCUGGAAAUGAGGCCAUGGUGCCUUCAGUCUGCUUUAGUGUACCUCCACCCAACAAGGAGGCCACUGAAAUGGCAAGCAGGAUCGAGCAGCUGUAUCAGAAUGUUCUGGCUCUGUGGCACCACUCUCACAUUAACAUGAAGAGCGUCGUGUCCUGGCACUAUCUGAUGACUGACAUCCGCACCAUCCGCAAAAGCACUGUUGCUUCGAUCAAGACGCUAUUGCCAGGUGAUCACGAGCAGGUGCUGAGCAGCCUGCAGUCCCACUUUGAGGAAUUCCUGAGGGACAGCGAUGAAUCAGAGGUUUUUACGGUGGCUGAUUGUGCCCAGCUGGAAAAGGAGGUUCUGGCUUGUAAGGAGUACUAUGAGGAACUCCUCAAAUCUGCAGAGAGAGAAGAACACGAGGAGUCCGUGUAUAACCUCUUCAUAUCUGAGGUGCGUAACUUCCGCAUGCGAGUGGAGGGUCAUGAGGAACAGCUGAUCCGGAAAAUCCGUACCCCGCUAGACAGAGAUGACCUGCAGGAGUGUGUGCUGCGCAUCACCGAACAGGAGAAGAAGAAGGUAGAGCUGGAUAGGUUGAAGGAUGACCUGGAGAGCCUGAGAGAGAAGUGUGACGUCUUCCUCAGGCAAGCAGCUGCCUCUCCAUCCCUCCCUACGCUUUCCUCUGAGCUGAACAUCCUCACUCAGAGCACAAACCAGGUCUACUCCAUGUGCUGCAUCUACCUGGAGAAGCUGAAGACAGUGAGUUUGGUGGUGAAGCACAGUCACAGUGCAGAAGCUCUGGUCAAACUUUAUGAAGCUAAGUUGUGUGAGGAGGACACAAUCAAUGCUAAUAUCAAAUCUAUCGAUGGCGUCAUGAGCACUCUUAAGCAAUGGAGGUCUGAAAUCGAUGAAAGGCGUGAGGUAUUCCAUGACUUAGAGGACGAGCUGCAGAAGGCACGAGUGGUCAGUGAGCGCAUGUUCAAAACGCACAACGAGAGAGACUUUGAUUUGGACUGGCACAAGGAGAAGGCCGACCAGCUCAAAGAACGAUGGCAAAACAUCUACUCUCAGAUUGAAAACAGGCUCCGAGACCUGGAAGGCAUCAGCAAAUCACUUAAGUACUACAAAGACACGUACAACAGCCUGGAUGAAUGGAGCAGAGAAAUGGAAGCCAAGCAGCUCAAGGCCCAAGAGAAUCAGCCCGAGGACAGCAAGGCAUUGGCUGAAUUCCUUAACCAGCAGAAAGUUUUGGUCACAGAAAUUGAACAAAAACAAAGCAAAAUUGAGGAGUGCCAGAAGUAUUCAGAGCAGUAUGCAGUUGGAGUGAAAGACUAUGAACUGCAGUUGAUGACUUACAGAGCCAUGGUUGACUCUCAGCAUAAGUCUCCAAUGAAGAGAAGGAAGAUGCAGAGUUCCUCUGAUGUCAUCCAGCAAGAGUUUAUGGACCUUCGUACGCGCUACACAGCCCUGGUUACUCUGAUGACACAGUAUGUGAAGUUUGCAGGUGAAACACUAAAGAGGGCAGAAGAGGAUGAGAGGAGGAAGUCAUUGGAAAAUGCGGAGUACUUGAGCUGGACUGAGAGCAUGGAGCUGCAGAAAUCUGAAAGUGAAGAGGAGAUCGCCAGGCUUAGGCGUCAGAGGUCUGUUGAGGAUGAGAAGAAAGAGCAUGGUGAUAAGGUUAACAAGUUGUUAAAUUGGAUGAAAACGAAUCCAAACAAAGACGGAAAGGCUCAAAGUGAUGGCAAAUCCAGCACUGAGGGCACUAAUAAGCCCCAGAUGACACUGGAGGAGAUGGUGACAAAAAAGGAACAAAUUGGAGAAGCAUUGAGAACUACCCAGCUGAUACUAACCAAACACAGUGACAAAAUGACUGAAGAAGAAAAGCAAGAAGCAAAAGAACAGCUGAAUUCUCUUCAUCAGGCCUACAGCGAGCUCUCUCAGCAGUGCGCAGAUACAGCUUCCUCGGCCGAUCAGGCGGUUGUGGAGAAGCAGAGGGAGUUUUCAGAAAAGCUGCAGGAGCUGUUUGAUGAUCUGACACAGACAGAAAACCGCCUCAUUGGCCACCAGCAAACGGCUGCCAGUGCAAAGACUGUGGGAGACCUCCAGCAAUACCAACAAGAGCAUCAGGCUCUACAGAAAGACCUGCAGGCUCAUGCCAGUGCUCUCAAUGAAGUCAUCAGUAGCACAAAGAAGUUUCUGGAGGAGAAUCGUAGCAAACUCACUCCAGAGCAGAUAUCGACUCUUGAAAACAAACUGGAGGAAUUGAAGAGCAAAGUGAACAUGCUUAACCAGAGGGCAGAAGAGUCAAGGAAAGAUCUAGAGAAGGUAGCAGCUGUUGAACAACUUGAAGAGAGCAAAACUAAGAUCGAGGGUCUUCUGGACUGGAUCUCUAACGUUGGGAAAGAGAAGGAAAUGGGUGGAAUACAAAAGGACCAGAUGGUUAAACAGAAUGGAAACAUGCCUGAGAACACAUCAAUGAAGAGAAUAAUUGGAGAGGAAGAUGAUCCUAAUGGAAAUGCAUUUGAUACUACAGACAACACAAGUCUGUGUACUGGCGAAAAACAAGACGGUAAAAACCUGGACCUGGACCAGCAGUUUAACAGGGUUAAAGCCCACCACCAGGAGAUCUUGUCCCAACAGCAGGAUCUGAUCAUCGCCACACAAUCGGCACAGGCGUUACUCGACAAACAGGCUCAGGUCCUGUCACCCGCUGAAAAAGACAAGUUACAGAGGGACAUUCGAGAGCUGGAGGGUCGCUACAAGGCCUCUCUCACGCAGGCCGAGCAGCAGAUGAAGCAGGUCCAGACUGUCCAGGAGGAGCUUCAGAAGUUCAAGGGGGUCUGUGAGGAGUUUGAGACCUGGUUACAGCAGGCCCAAGGGGAGAUGGAGGAGCUCGGUGCGCCCGCUGCUGGUCUGGACACUCUGAGUAACAAUCUACAGAGACAGAAGAGUUUCUCUGAGGACGUCAUCUCUCAUAAAGGAGACCUGCGCUUCAUAACCAUCUCCGGUCAGAAGGUGCUGGACGCAGCGAAGGCCUGCGACUGUAGUGAAUCUGGGGGAGCUGGCGGUCUGCCAGUGGUUGAUAUGUCCGGGACUUGUGCUGCUGUGAAAGAAAGGCUGGAUUCUGCCGCCAGUCACUACAAAGCCUUGCACACACAGUGUAAUCAACUUGGAAAUAACCUGAAAGACGUGGUGGACAAGUACAAGAAGUAUGAAGACGCCAGUGGUGCUCUGGUGAAGUGGCUGAAUGUCUCUGAGGAAGAGUCCAGAAGGCAGCAGUCCGAGCCCAUCGCUGGAGACCCACAAACCCUACAGAGACAGCUGGAGGAGACCAAGAAUCUUCAAGGGCAAACAACGUCCCGUCAGGCUGCGGUGGAUUCGCUGAGAAAAACAGCUGAUGCUUUAAUCAGCGCAGAGGGAGACCUGCUGUCCCAUCCAGAAGAGAUUCAGGAGACAGUGGAUGACAUCACAGAGAGAUAUGACAACCUGUCGAAAUCAGUGAGUGACCGCAACGAGAAGCUGCAGGUGACUCUGACGCGCUCCCUGAGUGUGCAGGACGGCCUGGAUGAGAUGAUGUCCUGGAUGGAGAAGGUGGAAGAGAGCGUGAAGGAGACGCCCAAAGUGCUGCUGGACUCCAGCUCCGUUGCAGAUGCGCUUAGCAAGGAGGCAGCCGUGGAGCAGGACAUGUCCAGCAGGCAGAGCAGCAUCUUGGCCAUGAAGGCAAAGGUGAAGACGUUUGUGGAGGGUGCUGAGCCGGCCGCUGGCGUCCUCCUCCAGACUAGGAUGGAGGGCCUGUCCCAGCGGUUUACUGACGCCUCUGAGCGGCACAAGCAGAAGGUGGCUCAGAUGGAGGAGCUCCGAGACAAGGUGGAGCAGUUUGAGAAGACAUCUGAGAAGGUGCAGCAGUUUGUGCUGAAGUGCUCCCAGGCUCUCUCAGAGUCAGACGGGCCAGGGAAGAACAUCACUGAGCUCUCCCAGCUCCUCCAGGACACAAAUGAAGAGUUAGCCGAGCACACAAAGGACAUGGGAACACUCCAGAAACUGACUGAGGAGCUCAGCAAACUGGGUCCAGAAGGAAGCACUGCUCUCCUUCAGAGCAAGAUGCAGAACAUCUCUGAUGACUUUAAUGCUUUUAAAGACACUAUUACUGAGAAAAAAGAGGAGGUUUCAUCCUGUCAGAAGCAGCUGCAGGAGUUCAGAGCUGCCGCAGGGGUGUUAAUGAAAUGGCUGGAGGAGACAAAAGAGCAAGUGCCAGAGCUUCAGCCCAACUGCAGUGAACAGAGCCUGGGAACAGACCUGCAGAAAGUCCAUGGCUUAUUGGACGAUUGGACCUCCAAAGCUCCUGCAGUCCAGGAUAUAAAUAGCAAUGGAUCUGCUCUAUGUAGCCUAAUCAGUGUUUUGACAUCACCGGCCAAAGCCAAGAUACGUCACAACUCAGGAUCAGCUGUCAGUAAUGGUUCUGGUACAGGCAGCCAUUCCUAUCUGACAAACCAAGAGCUGAUGCUGGUACAGCAGAACAUGUCCUACAUGAACAACAAUUAUGAACAUCUGGGGGAACUCCUGAAGGCCAGGUCCUCUGAGCUCGGCGCUUUGUUAAAGAGAGUUCUAGGUGUCCAUGAACAAGCUGAGUCUUUACGUCAGUGGAUGGAAGAAACAAAGAAAACAGCAACAUCAUUGAGUAGCCAUCCUUCUGGGAAAGACACAGUAAAAUCACAGAUAGAGCAACAGAAGGUCUUUGAAGAUAAUAUGAAACAAAAGCAAAUGCAGCUUCAGCAGCUCAGGGAGAAUCUGCUCCGUUUAAUCGAGGAGCACCCUGAUUCACCCGAGACAGAAAAGUGGAAGCACAUGCUGGCACAGAUAGACGCAGGAUGGGAGGAGGUCAGGGGCACAGUGGAGAUCCGGAAGCAGCACCUGGAGGAGUCGUCCCGCAUGCUGGAGCUCUUCCAGACGACCCAGCCGCAGCUCUCACAGUGGCUGCAGGAGAAGGAGCUGAUGAUGGGCGUCCUGGGGCCUCUGUCUGUGGACCCAAACAUGCUUAACACACAAAAGCAGCAAGUCCAGAUUCUCCUCAAGGAGUUCGAGAGCCGCAAGCCUCAGUAUGAGAAGUUAACUGAUGCGACCACAGCCAUUGCUAGUGCGUCAGAGCAGCAGGAUCCUACCGUAGAGCAGGUUAAAGAACAGAUGGCAUCUGUUUCCCAGAAGUGGCAGGCCCUGACAGGUCAGCUGUCUCAGAGACAUGCUCUCAUUGAGAAGGCUGUCGGCAAGACCACUCAGUUCCAGGAGCUCUUGCGAAGCCUCAGUAAAAGUGCCACUUGUCUGGAGACUGAACUUAAUAACCAGCAGGCCCUCAGCACCCAACCUGAUGAAGUCAAGAAGCAGAUUGAAGCCACUAAUUCAAUCCUGGCUCAGCUACGAGAGGAGAAGAAGAAGCUGAAGGAGGCAGAAACCGUCUGCUCUGAGCUCUCUGCCAUGGUGACUGAAGAGUAUCUCAGAGCAGACUUGACAAAACAGCUUGAGAGCAUCACGAAACCAUUUAUACAACUUGAGGACAAAGCAGGAAAGCGGAUUGAGCAGCUCAACUCAGCCUUUGCCAGCUCCCAGCAGUUCCAUCAGACAUCUAAGGACUUCCAAGCCUGGCUGAAUCAGACUCUGCAGGAGCAGUGUACGCCACAGCCCAUCUCUGCUAAUGCAGAGAAGUUAAAACAUUGUCUCAAGGAGAACAGUGCCGCUCAAAAGGCAAUUAGCGAGCAUGAAGAACCUUAUAACACCAUCAUUAAAGAGGGAGAAGCUCUCCUCCAGAGCACGGAGGGGGCAGAAAAGGUGGCCCUUCAGGGACAGCUCUCUGCUCUGAAUUCUAGCUGGCAUGAUGUGAAGAAAGGUAAUGCUGAGAAAGCAGAAAAGUUUCAAGGGGCCUUGGAGAGGGCACUGAAGUACACAGAACACUAUGAGAAACUUAGCUCAUGGUUGCAAGAGGUUGAAGACAGGGAGAAGAAUGUGAAGCUUAGCGCAAACUCAGUGGAGAUUGAGGGCUCCCUCUCACAGUUGAAGGCCAUCCAGAAAGAUGUUGAGAAGCAUAGAGGGCAAGUUGUGAUGAUGAAUGCAGCUGCAGACAGCCUCCUGGAGGUAGUCACCUCAGAUGGAGAUUCAGUUAGGGAGGAGAAGGUAGCUAUUGGUAAAAGAGUCGAUAAGCUGACAGAAGAUUUAACGCUUAAAAGAGAAUCAUUAGAAAAUAUCUCACAGAAGCUAAAAGAGUUCAACGACUUACAGAAAGAAGCCAAAGGGCAGCUGGAGGCUGCCAGGAAACAGCUUGAUUCUCACUCAGCUUUGGGUGUCCAGGCCUACAGCAAUAAGAACCUGACCAACAUGAAGGCUCAGCAGAACAGCUUAGAGGGUGUCCACAACCAGGUUGAGCAUCUUAAAAAUGUUGCAAAAAGUCUUGUGGUAGAUGCCUCUGAGGUGGAAGGUGUGACAGACCUUCUUCUUCAGGCAGACAGCUUGGAAAAAGACCACAUGUCAAUUACCAAAAAGGUAGAGGAUGCAUGCUCCACCUUGGAGAACAAACUGCAGGGCAUUGGACUAUUCCAGAACAGUAUUCGUGAAAUGUUUGCAAACUUCACAGACCUGGACGAUGAGUUCGAUGGAAUGGCUCCUGUAGACAGGGAUCUUGACACCUUACGGGAUCAGCAAAGCACUGUCAAAGACUUUGUUGCUAGACUUCAGGAUCUGAUGACCAGCACAGCCAAUGGCAGAGACAGGUGCAAAAAGAUGCUGGAGUCAGAGGCCUCUCCAGAUCUCCUGGGUCUGAAGAGAGACUUGGAAACCCUGGGGAAGCAGUGUGGAAAGCUGAUGGACCGAGCCACGGGUAGAAGAGAACAUGUUGAGGAGACCCUCAGUCAUCUGGAGGAGUUCUACAGCAAGGCGCAGGUGUUUAGCCAUAAACUGAGCAGUGCCGAAAAACAAGAGGAGUCCCAAGGGUCUGUUGGCUUGGAAACAGAAGUCAUUAACCAACAACUGGAGUCCUUCAAGGUUUUCCACAAGGAUGUCAUUGAGUCGCUGCAGAGCCAAUUGCAGGAACUGAACACACUGGGCCAGGCACUGAUCCAAAAUGCAGCCAAAGGCACCAGCACCAAAAAACUUGAUCAUGAUCUAGAGGAGGUCAACACCAGAUGGAACACCCUCAACAAAAAAGUUGCAGAGCGAUCUGCACAGCUUCAUGAAGCCCUGCUGCACUGUGGCAGGUUCCAGGAUGCACUGGAGUCCCUUCUCAGCUGGCUCACGGACACCGAGGAGCUGGUGGCCAAUCAGAAGCCUCCAUCAGCAGAAUUCAAAGUGGUGAAAGCACAGAUACAAGAACAGAAGCUCCUGCAGAGACUGCUGGAUGACCGGAGAGCUACGGUGGAGCUGAUUAAGACAGAGGGACGGAAGGUGACAGACUUAGCUGAUACUGUUGAUAAGGAGAAGAUUGCAAGAGAGAUUGAAUGCCUGGGGCAAAGGUGGGACACCCUACUUAAGAAAGCUGAGAACAGACAAAAGCAGUUGGAGAAUAUUUUGGUGGUGGCACAGCAAUUCCAUGAGACCCUUGUGCCUUUGAUGGAGUGGCUGGCAGCUACUGAAAAAAGACUAGCCAACUCAGAGCCUAUCGGCACCCAGACGUCCAAGAUAGAGGAGCAAAUUUCUCAGCAUAAGGCUUUAGAGGAGGAGGUUUUGGGCCGUGGUAAGAUCUUGUACCAGGCCAUGAGUCUGGGCCAGUCUCUACGGGCGGUCAGCUGUGUGGAUGACAAGCAGCUGGUGCAGGCAAAGCUUGACAACACGCACAGCAGCUACAUCGAGCUGCAGGAGCAUUGCCGCCAGAAGUCUGAGUUAUUGCGGCAGGCUUGUGCUAAUGCACAGCUCUUUGGGGAGGACGAAGUGGCCCUAAUGACCUGGCUCGAUGAGAUGCACACCAAACUGAGCGAAGUCUCGAUCCAAGACUACACGAGGACUGUGAUCGCAAAACAGCAUGCUGAGCAGCUGGCUCUUCAUGAAGACAUUGAGUUGAGGAAACUAAAUAUUGAACAGGCCAUCGUAAAUGGGUUAGAACUGCUGAAACAGACCACAGGCGAUGAGGUUGUCGUCAUCCAAGGUAAACUAGAUGGAAUAAAGACAAGGUACUCAGAGAUCAACACAAUGAGCAACAAUGUUUCAAAGACUCUGGACAAAGCCCUGUCUCUUGCUACAAAGCUGCAAAACACCCAUGAAGAGCUGAACUCCUGGUUGGAGAAGGUAGAGUCUGAGCUGGCCACGUUUACAGCUCAAGAGCCGGUCGGAGAGCAGCUCACUCACUUACAAGAGAGGCAGAGAACACUGAUGAAGGAGGUUAAGGAUCAGAAGCCAGUGGUUGACUCUCUGAAUGAAGUAAGCAGCGCUCUGCUGGAACUCGUCCCAUGGCGAGCAAGAGAAGGCUUGGACAGGAUGGUCACAGAUGACAACGAGCGCUACAGAAUGGCUAGCGAUGCCAUUACACAGCAUGUAGACCAGACCGGAGCUGCCAUCUUAAAAUCCCAGCAGUUUGAGCAGGCUGCCACCGCUGAGCUUGAAUGGCUGACGGAGGCAGAAAGGAAGUUGUUAUGCCUUGGGGAUGUCAGACUUGAGCCGGAGCAGACCACAGCUCAGUUACAGGCUCAGAAGAGCUUCUCCAUGGACAUCAUGAGACAUAAAGAUGCUGUGGAUGACAUUGUGAAGACCAGCGAGGUCAUUAUGAACAGUAAAGAUGAGGCAGAGAAGCAGGCGCUGAGGAUGAAGCUCCAGACACUGUCAGAGAAAUACAAUGUGGUCAGCCAGCUGAAUUCGGAGCGCUGUCUGCAGCUGGAGAGAGCUCAUUCUCUGGUCUGCCAGUUCUGGGAAACGCACGAUGAACUCUGGCCAUGGCUGCAGGAGACGAGGACUGCCUUCACUCAGCUGUCCCAGCCGGCUAUUGAGUACGAAGUGCUUCGACAGCAGCAAGAGGAGCUGAGGCAAAUGAGGGAACUGAUAGCAGAGCACAAGCCACACAUUGACAAGAUGAAUAAAACUGGACCCCAGCUUGUGGAGUUGAGUCCCACUGAAGGGGUGCCUAUCAGAGAGAAAUACGAGGCUGCGGAAAAACUGUACAGCCAGCUGAAAGUCGACGUCAAGCAUAGAGCAGCUGCCUUGGAUGAGGCCAUCUCCAAAUCCACUCAGUUCCAUGAUAAGAUAGACCCAAUGCUGGAGUCUCUGGAGCGCAUCGCCGAACGCCUGCGCCAGCCUCCAUCCAUCUCUGUUGAGGUGGAGAAGAUCCGAGAACAGAUAUCAGAGAACAAAGCGGUGAAUGUAGACUUGGAGAAACUUCAGCCAUCCUAUGAGACCCUCAAGCAGCGAGGAGAGGAGAUGAUCGCUCGCUCUGAAGGAGCAGACAAGGACCUUUCGGCCAAAGCUGUUCAAGAUAAGCUGGACCAGAUGGUGUUUCUGUGGAAUGACAUCCAAGCUCUUCUGGAGGAAAGAGAGGCCAAGCUCCUGGAUGUCAUGGACUUAGCCGAGAAGUUCUGGUGUGAUCACUGCGCUCUGAUCGUCACCAUCAAAGACACGCACGAUCUGCUGAAAGAGCUGGAGGAGCCUGGAGUCGAUCCUUCAGUGGUCAAGCAACAGCAAGAGUCUGUGGAGGGCUUUAGAGAAGAGAUUGACGGGCUGCAGGAGGAACUGAAUGUGGUCCAGAAUCUGGGGGCGGAGCUUAUGACAGCAUGCGGAGAACCUGAUAAACCAGUGAUCAAGAAAAGUAUAGAUGAGGUGAACUCAGCUUGGGAAACCCUGAACAAGGCAUGGAAAGAGAGAGUGGAGAGUCUAGAGGAAGCCAUGCAAGCUGCAGUGCAGUUCCAGGACAGUCUCCAGAACAUGUUUGACUCGGUGGAUAUUAUGGAAGGCAAACUGGAUUUGAUGUCUCCCGUGGGCACAGACCUGGAGACUGUGAAACAACAGAUAGAGGAGCUGAAGGAGUUCAAAGGUAGUGCGUACCAGCUGCAGAUCGAGAUGGAAAGGCUGAACCAUCACGCCGGGCUCCUGAUGAAGAAGGUGCUAGAGGAAGAUGACCGCACUUCCAUCCUGGAGCCAAUGAAUGAGCUGAAAAUGCUCUGGGACAACCUGGACAAAAAGAUCAUCAACAGACAGCACAAGCUGGAGGGAGCGCUGUUGGCUCUAGGGCAGUUCCAGCAUGCUUUAGAUGAACUUCUGGCUUGGCUCACUCAUACUGAAGAGCUGCUUAAUGAACAGAGGAAGGCCUGCGGUGACCCCAAAGCCAUCGAGAUCGAGCUCGCAAAGCACCACGUGUUGCAGAACGAUGUGCUGGCCCAUAAGACCACGAUGGAGGCGGUGAACAAGGCCGGCAGUGACCUCAUUGAUUCCAGUGCUGGAGAGGAGGCACAAGGUCUGCAGAACAAGCUGGAGAACCUCAACCAGCGCUGGAGGACUAUCCUGGAGAAGACUGAGCAGAGAAGACAGCUUCUGGACAGUGCUCUGCUGCAGGCUCAAGGUUUCCAUGGUGAGAUUGAAGACAUGCAGCAGUGGCUGAAAGACACCGAGCGUCAGCUGUUAGCAUCAAAGGCCCUCGGAGGCUUACCAGACACGGCCCGAGAGCAGCUUAACACCCAUCUGGAGCUCUGCAGUACACUGGAAGCAAAGGAGGAAAUAUAUAAGCAGCUUCUUGACCGAGGGCAGCAGAUUUUGACCCUGACCCCUGAAGGUCAAGACAGCAGCACUGAGCUGGACCUACACAACCUGCAGGAGAAGUGGGAAUGUGUUCAAGCCAAGGUGACAGAGAGGAAGGUGAAACUGGAGGAGGCUCUGGUGACGGCCACAGACUUCCAUAACUCACUACAAGAUUUCAUUAACUGGCUGACCCAGGCCGAACAGACCCUCGCUACGGCCUCGCCCGCCUCCCUCAUCCUGGAGACCGUCAUGUUCCAGAUAGACGAGCAUAAGGUGUUUGUGACUGAGGUGAACUCACAUCGGGAUCAGAUCAUCGAGCUGGAUAAGACAGGAACACACCUCAAGUACUUCAGUCAGAAACAGGACGUGGUGUUGAUCAAGAACCUCCUGCUGAGCGUUCAAGGCCGCUGGGAGAAGGUCGUGCAGAGGUCAGUGGAGAGAGGACGCCUGCUGGACGAUGCCAGGAAACGUGCCAAACAGUUCCAUGAGUCCUGGAACAAACUGAUGGAGUGGCUGGAAGAGUCCGAGAGAACGCUGGACUCUGAGCUGGAGAUCGCUAAUGAUCCGGACAAGAUCAAGACGCAGUUAACCCAGCACAAGGAGUUCCAGAAAACUCUGGGCAGCAAGCAUUCGGUGUAUGACACCACCAGCCGCACGGGCCGAGCUUUAAAGGACAAGACCUCCUUGCAAGAUGACAACCAGAAACUGGACGACAUGCUCAGUGAGCUCAGGGACAAAUGGGACACAGUCUGCGGGAAAUCUGUGGAGAGGCAGAAUAAGCUGGAGGAGGCUCUGCUGUUCUCAGGUCAGUUCACAGACGCACUGCAGGCUCUCAUCGACUGGCUUUAUAAAGUGGAACCACAGCUUGCUGAAGAUCAGCCCGUGCAUGGAGACAUAGACCUCGUCCUGAACCUCAUCGACAGCCAUAAGGUGUUCCAGAAAGAGUUGGGCAAAAGGACUGGCAGCGUGCAGGCUUUGAAGCGCUCGGCACGUGAGCUUAUUGAGAACAGUCACGAUGACUCGUCCUGGGUCAAAGUUCAGAUGCAAGAGCUGAGCACGCGCUGGGAGACGGUGUGCAGCCUCUCUGUGUCCAAACAGACACGGCUCGAGCAGGCACUGUGUCAGGCUGAGGAGUUCCACUCCACUGUUCAUAUCUUACUGGAGUGGCUUGCAGAGGCCGAGCAGAGCCUUCGCUUCCACGGUGCCUUGCCAGAUGAUGAAGAAGCCCUCCGCGCUCUCAUUGAACAGCACAAGGAGUUGAUAAAGAAGCUGGAAGAGAAGCGACUGGCACUGAAUAAAGCCACAAGCAUGGGAGAGGCGAUCCUGUCCAUCUGCCACCCAGACUCCAUCACCACCAUCAAACACUGGAACACCAUCAUCAAAGCACGCUUUGAGGAGGUGUCAGCCUGGGUGCGCCAGCACCAGCAGAGACUCUCCAGUGCUCUGGCCGAACUGCUGGCCACGCAAGAACUGCUGGAAAACCUGCUGAACUGGCUCCAGUGGGCUGAAACCACACUCGGCGAGAAAGACAAGGAACCUCUUCCUCAAGAGUUAGAGGAAGUCAAAUCACUCAUCGCUGAGCACCAGACAUUCAUGGAAGAGAUGACCAGAAAUCAACCAGAUGUGGAUAAAAUCACCAAAACUCAUAAGAGAAAAGCCACAGCAGAUCCUCCUGUUCAGUCUCAUAUCCCUGUUCCAGAGAAAGGACGAACAGCCAGAAAGAGAUCCCCUACACAAUCCAUGUACACCGCAGCAUCACAGGCACAAAUCGAGACUAAGAACCCCCGAGUGAACCUGCUGGUCAGUAAGUGGCAGCAGGUGUGGCUUCUGGCACUGGACAGGAGGAGGAAGCUCAACGAUGCUCUGGACAGACUAGAGGAGCUGAAAGAGUUUGCCAACUUUGACUUUGACGUAUGGAGGAAACGCUACAUGCGCUGGAUGAACCACAAGAAAUCACGCGUCAUGGAUUUCUUCCGCCGUAUCGAUAAAGACCAGGAUGGCAAAGUCACAAGGCAGGAAUUCAUCGAUGGCAUCCUGUCCUCAAAGUUCCCCACCAGUCGUCUGGAGAUGAGCGCUGUGGCAGACAUCUUUGAUCGUGACGGCGAUGGCUACAUUGACUACUAUGAGUUUGUGGCUGCUCUACAUCCCAACAAAGAAGCUUACAAACCAUUAACCGAUGCAGACAAAAUUGAAGAUGAGGUGACACGCCAAGUUGCAAAGUGCAAAUGUCCGAAACGGUUCCAAGUAGAGCAGAUUGGUGCCAACAAAUAUCGGUUCUACCUUGGAAAUCAGUUUGGAGAUUCCCAGCAGCUGCGGCUGGUGCGGAUCCUGCGCAGUACAGUGAUGGUGCGGGUGGGUGGAGGUUGGAUGGCCCUGGAUGAGUUCCUGGUGAAAAAUGACCCAUGCAGAGUUCACCACCACGGGAGUAAAAUGUUGCGCUCGGAAUCAAAUUCUUCAAUUACUCAGUCUCCUAUAGGUUGGCAACUCUCACACUUUCUCUCCUUGCUCCAUCCCAGUGCUAAGGGCAGAACCAACGUGGAGCUACGCGAGAAGUUUAUUCUCCCAGAAGGCACCACCCAGGUGAUGGCCAGUUUCCGCUACAGAGGUCGAAGGUCACGGCCAUCCUCAAGAGGCACCUCCCCUAACAGAUCCAAUUCUAGUCACAGCUGUCCCACAGCACAACCCAACCCACCCGGAUCCAACACACCCAAGACUCCCCAACAUUUAACCCGCAAUUAUGACAAACCAUGGCUGACAAACAGCAAAUCAGCUACUCCUCUUAAAUCAUCUGACUCCUUUGACAGCCAAGGGUCAUCCAAUGAGAGCACCCCUAUUCAGGGAAGCAAGCUUCGUCUUCCAGGCUAUUUGUCAGGAAAAGGCUUUCAGUCGGGAGAAGAUGGGACCUUGAUAAACGCUGCAGUCAUGAAGGCCAGAGGUCAAUCCAUGGGGUUGGGUAAGAUCCCAAGCAGGCCCGGCAGCAAAGCAGGAAGCCGAGGGAGCAGCCGCCGUGGCAGCGAUGCUUCAGACUUCGAUAUUUCAGACAUCCAGUCGGUUUGCUCGGACAUGUCGGAGCCAGUGACAGACUCAGGACGCCCAACCCCACGCUCAGCCUCACGCCAACACGGAGGCAAACCCUCCAAAAUCCCAACUCCCCAGCGGAGGAGCACCCCUACUAGCAAACUGGCGAAGACUAACAAGAGAUAGUCAACAGUGUCCAGUCCACAAAAGUGGCCAGGUUCCGGGCCUCCAUUCUGACAGCACUGGGUUGGCGCACACUAAACCGAGACUGGACAGACAUAGAUUUACACUAAAGACUGUAAAGUGUUAUUGAUUUUAAAAAGCGUAGCAAGAUGUAAAUUAUUCUGUUGUGAAAAAGGAAGUUAAUGUGGAGUGUAUGUGUGUGAGCGUGUGUGGAAUGCAAUGGCUUUGUGCAUUUGUCCUGUACUUUUUGUGACUUUUGUGUAAUUAAUAUUUUGUUUAUUGCUGGGAAAGGUGAGCGAACACAAGAAGACUGUUGUUAGGUAAACUAACACUUUUCCACAUUUGUGUUGAGGGAGAAGCUGAAUGUACAGUCAUUUCCUCCAGCGGACAUGCUUGUUGGCGAUGAUAUGCCCUUGUAUUCUGCCAGGACACCACAAUUAUUUAUUCAUCUAUUUAAAGUGCAAUGACAAGCUGCUGUUAUGCAUUUAAAGGGUAAUACGAUACCACUGCUACACUACAACUGUAACUCCUGCUAUCAUACACUACAGUUAAUCCUGAUCAUGGCCUUUAAACUUGCAUAUAUAAGAACCGUCUGUAGCACCCGCAGUAAUGUUUGUUUCGAUCAAAUCACAGAUUGUGUGCCAGCUUACUGUGACUAGAACUUUCUGACUAAAUACAUUCAUAAGUGCAAUCAUGCCUGUGUACUCUAUGGUUCCUUUUUGCCUGAUUGAUGCAAAUUACUCAACUUUUUGUAAUAAAUAUGCUUGCAGAAAGCUCAACAAUAUAUACAAACUACAAA
This is a messenger RNA of Carassius carassius (crucian carp), 18152 nucleotides long. RefSeq names its product dystonin-like. NCBI's taxonomy places the organism in Eukaryota, Metazoa, Chordata, Actinopteri, Cypriniformes, Cyprinidae. The coding region runs from base 197 to 17356 and encodes 5719 amino acids. Gene Ontology annotation, cellular component: cytoplasm; hemidesmosome; membrane. Gene Ontology annotation, molecular function: microtubule binding; calcium ion binding; structural molecule activity. Gene Ontology annotation, biological process: cytoplasmic microtubule organization; hemidesmosome assembly; wound healing. The record is from RefSeq and is a predicted model, not a curated record. The transcript has 100 exons.